UAACUAUUCUCAAUUGGUACUGAAUCAGCAUGAUGAAGAAGAUCACUCUCUCUCAAUUUCUCUUCCUUUUAGUCCUUCUAAUAUGCUUCACAUCCCUUGCCUUUGGUCAAAAUACCACUCACCCAGAUGAAGUGGAAGCUCUGAAAGAUAUAGGCAACACCCUUGGAAAUAUGAAUUGGGACACAAAUAUAGAUCCAUGCAGUAAUAAGCCUCCCUGGAAUGUAACUCCGGACGGUGAUAAUGCCAACACUCUCCAAUGCAAUUGCACUAUCGCCGGUGACAACUUCUGCCAUGUUGUUUCAAUAUUGCUGAAGACACAAAAUCUUAGAGGCACUCUCCCACCUGAAUUGAUAAGGCUACCUUACCUUGAAGAAAUUGACCUCACUCGCAAUUAUCUUAAUGGCACAAUACCUGUUGCAUGGGGCUCCUCCAAACUUCGCAAAAUUUCUCUUCUUGCAAAUCGACUUACUGGUCCCAUCCCAAAAGAGAUUGGAAACAUCACAACCCUCGAAAGUUUGGUCCUUGAAUUCAAUCAAUUCACUGGAAAUAUUACAUCGGAUCUUGGAAACCUUUCUCACCUUCAAAGAUUGUAUCUUACUUCUAACAACUUCACUGGAGAACUUCCUGAAACCUUGGCUAAGCUUACAUCAUUGAGAGAGCUCCGUCUUAAUGACAAUAACUUCUCUGGGAGGAUACCCAGUUUUAUUCAAAGAUGGACAAAUCUUACAAUAUUAGAAAUUCAAGGUAGUGGUUUAAGUGGGCCAAUUCCUUCUGAAAUUUCAUUUCUGCAAAACUUAAAUGAUUUGAGAAUUACUGACUUGAUUAAUGGAUCGAAUUCCACUUUCCCACAAAUUAAUAAUAUAACAAAGUUGGAAACACUAGACCUAAGCUUUAAUAGGUUAAGCGGAGAGAUUCCAGAGACAUUUGAAAACCUAUUAUCAAAACCCACAUACGUAUAUCUCACUGGAAAUCUACUUAAUGGAACACUACCUACGUGGGUAGCUAAUGGAGUUAAAUCUAAUAACAAUGCAAAAUCAAUAGAUCUUUCAUACAACAACUUCACCUAUAAAAACUCCGAAUGCCAAGAUUCUGAAGGCAAAAUGAACUUGUUUGAAAGCUUCCCAAAGAGCGAAAGGGGAGCUGUUACUUGUCUGAUUAGUGGAGACUGUGCGAGAACCUUAGACCGUUUCCAUAUAAAUUGUGGUGGUGGACAAGAGACAAGCAGUGAGGGUAUAGUGUAUGAUGAUGACUUGGAUUCAUCAGGGGCAGCAACAUCUAAAAAGCUCAAAGAAAACUGGGCAUUUAGCAAUACUGGUCAUUUCUUGGGUGGUGAUAAUAAAGAAGCCUAUAUCCAGCAAAGUCAAAAUACGCUUUCUAUGACUGAUUCUGCAUUGUAUAGGACUGCACGUGUAUCUCCCAUUUCCUUGACUUAUUACGGAAUGUGUCUGAAAAAUGGAGAGUACACAGUAUCACUGCAUUUUGCAGAGAUCAUGUUCACUGAUGAUAACACAUAUAGCAGUCUUGGAAGACGUAUAUUUGAUGUUUACAUUCAGGAAAAGCUAGAAUUGAAGGAUUUCAAUAUUGCAAAUGAAGCAGGAGGAGUUGGGAAGAACAUCACAAAAAGAAUUUCAACUACUGUUAGUAAUGGAACUUUAAAGAUUCGAUUUUAUUGGGCUGGAAAAGGAACAACUGCUAUCCCAUAUAGAUCAGUAUAUGGGCCUCUUAUAUCAGCUAUAUCUGCCACUCGUGUAACAGAUUCAGGUGGCAUGGCUGUAGGGGUUGCAAUUGCGAUAGCAGUUUCUGCAAUAAUAUUUGUCAUUCUUGUUGUACUUGCUUGGAGACUUCAUAUUAGGAAAAAAAAUUCAUUAGCAAAAGAGUUAAAGCAUUUAAAUUUGCAAGUGGGUUUGUUUACUAUGCGUCAAAUAAAAGUUGCAACGAAUAACUUUGAUAUUGCUAACAAGAUUGGAGAAGGAGGCUUUGGUCCUGUCUACAAGGGUACUUUAUCGGAUGGCACAACAAUAGCAGUUAAAAUGCUUUCAUCAAAGUCUAAGCAAGGGAACCGUGAGUUUAUAAAUGAGAUAGGGUUGAUUUCUGCUUUGCAACACCCUUGUCUUGUCAAACUUUACGGUUGUUGUGUUGAGGGAAAUCAGUUGUUGCUGGUUUACGAAUAUCUGGAAAACAAUAGUCUUGCACAUGCUUUAUUUAGAAAUGAAGAAUCUUGUUUGCGAUUGGAUUGGCCAACCAGGUAUAAGAUUUGUGUUGGUAUUGCAAGAGGUUUGGCUUUUCUACAUGAAGAAUCAAGAUUAAAAGUUGUUCACAGAGACAUAAAGGCUACUAAUGUGUUGUUAGACAAAGAUCUAAACCCUAAGAUAUCUGAUUUUGGUCUUGCAAAGCUUGAUGAUGAAGACAACACUCACAUAAGCACAAGAAUAGCUGGGACUUAUGGAUAUAUGGCACCAGAAUAUGCAAUGCAUGGUUAUUUAACUGAUAAAGCAGAUGUCUAUAGUUAUGGAGUGGUUGCCUUGGAAAUUGUAACUGGAAAGAGUAAUACCAUCCCGAGACCCAAACAAGAAGCAUUGCAUCUUUUAGAUUGGGCACAUAUAUUGAAAAAGAAAGGGAAUCUGAUGGAGCUUAUUGAUAGAAGAUUAGGAACAAAUUUCAAUGAAAAAGAGGCUAUGAUGAUGAUAAAAGUGGGUCUUCUGUGCACAAAUGCCACUGCAAACCUAAGGCCUACCAUGUCAUCAGUUCUUAGCAUGCUUGAAGGAAAAACUGUGAUUCCAGAAUUUGUUUCAGAUUCAUCUGAAGUAAUGGAUGAAAAGAAGCAAGAGGCUAUGAGACAAUAUUACUCUCAAAUGGAAGAAAAUGAGAGCAAUGAAACACAUAGAAAUGAUAGUUCAUCAAAAGAUGGGCCAUGGACUGCUUCGUCUUCAUCAGCUGCAGAUUUGUAUCCUGUUCAUAUUGAUUCUUCUUAUUGGGAGAAAAGAAAUUAGGAGGACUUUUUUUUUCGUUCACACUAUUUUUACACCAAAUUUUCCUGUGAUUGUGAUACUAUAAACUAUCAGAUUACACUUACUAAUAAUUGUGAAUGUAUGACAUUUUUU
This is a messenger RNA of Vigna angularis (adzuki bean), 3101 nucleotides long. RefSeq names its product probable leucine-rich repeat receptor-like serine/threonine-protein kinase At3g14840. NCBI's taxonomy places the organism in Eukaryota, Viridiplantae, Streptophyta, Magnoliopsida, Fabales, Fabaceae. The coding region runs from base 30 to 2990 and encodes 986 amino acids. The transcript is spliced from 23 exons. Gene Ontology annotation, molecular function: ATP binding; protein binding; protein kinase activity. The record is from RefSeq and is a predicted model, not a curated record. Gene Ontology annotation, biological process: protein phosphorylation.